Metarhizium album ARSEF 1941 is the source of this 1047-nucleotide messenger RNA. Its product is annotated as L-threonine 3-dehydrogenase. The transcript is spliced from 9 exons. Lineage: Eukaryota; Fungi; Ascomycota; Sordariomycetes; Hypocreales; Clavicipitaceae. Gene Ontology annotation, molecular function: oxidoreductase activity; zinc ion binding. Bases 1 to 1047 code for a protein of 348 amino acids. The record is from RefSeq and is a predicted model, not a curated record.
AUGGCGAGCCUUCCCAAGGAGAUGAAGGCCCUCAGAUAUGAGAAGCCGGAAGAUUGGUCCAUUGUCACGGUCCCGCUUCCAGACCUGCGCGAUAAUGAUGUACUUGUGAAGGUCAAGGCCUGCGGUGUCUGCGGAACCGCGUCACAGCAUAUCCACGAGGGCGAGUUUAUCGCCAAGUUCCCUCUCAUUCCCGGCCACGAAACCGUGGGUGUCAUUGCAGCAGUCGGAAAGAAUGUCAAGGGCUUCCAGGUCGGCGACCGCGUCGCUGCCGACAAUAGCGAACUGUGCAAUGAGUGCUUCUACUGCCGCCGUGGCCAGCUGCUGCUCUGCGAGAACUUCAACGCCCAUGGUGUCACCAUGGAUGGCGGCUUUGCCGAAUACUGCGCCUAUCCGGCCGCCAAGGUGUUCAAGAUCCAGAACCUGAACUGGGUUGACGCCACCCUGCUUGAGCCUGCUUCUUGUGCCUGCCAUGGCCUGGAGAAGAUUCGUCCCAAGCUGGGCUCUCAUGUCCUCAUGUUCGGUGCCGGGCCCACUGGGCUUAUGCUCGCCCAGCUCCUCAGGCAGAAUGGAGGCUGCCAGGUGACCAUUGCUGCGCCCAAGGGGUUGAAGAUGGACCUUGCCAAGAGCCUUGACGCGGCUGAUACGUAUAUUGAGCUGUCGAGAGAGAGCCCCCAGGCCCAAUUUGACCAGCUCAAGAAGGACAACCCUUAUGGCUUUGACAUUGUUGUCGAGGCUACCGGUUCCGUCAAGAUUCUGGAAGACGCCAUCAACUACGUCCGUCGCGGUGGAACACUCGUGGUCUACGGUGUCUACGCCAAUGCCGACCGAGUCAGUUGGCCCCCUGCCAAGAUCUUUGGUGACGAAAUAACCAUCAUCGGGUCCUUUUCCGAGACGUACAUGUUCCCCGCCACCAUUGACUACCUCGACUCUGGAAAGGUCAAGACCAAGGGCAUCGUGAACAAGACCUUCAGGCUGGAGGAGUUCGGCAAGGCUCUUCAAAGCAUCAAGGACAAGACUGCCAUCAAGGCCGCCAUCGUAUUUGACUAG